Messenger RNA from Linum trigynum, 972 nucleotides. The record is from the annotation of a GenBank genome assembly. Lineage: Eukaryota; Viridiplantae; Streptophyta; Magnoliopsida; Malpighiales; Linaceae.
AUGGCAAAGAAGAGAAAGCAGGUGAUACAAGUUGAAGGAGAAGUUCAGCCUACAGGCCCCUACUUCUCGUGGGAUGAGAAGCUUAAUGCAUUGCUCAUACAAUGCAUGGUGGAGUUAGUACAAAGACAUCAAGUUGAAAACGGUUCCUUUAAGAAUGGGACCUUUUCUGAGCUCCAAACCAUGAUGGAGGAGAGGGCUCCAGGUUGUGGUGUGCAGGUUGAACCGCAUAUCCGUAGCAGACACAAGAAAUUGAAGGACUUUCAUGCUGUACACUUGCUGAAAAAUCAGAGUGGUUGUGGGUGGGAUGUUGCAACCUCUACUCCAACACUAGAUGAUGACGUUUUUGCAAGUGUAGUUAAGGUUUUCCCAAACUGCAAAAAUAUGAACAGGAAGCCUUUCCCAUUCUAUAAUGACCUAUUGAAAGUGUUUGGGAAGGUUGGACCUGCCAAUGGAAAGAAGACUUUUGGUCUGACUGAUGAUGUUGACUCCCCAGUGGUUGAUGUACUUGCAUUUGUUGACUUGGAUGGGCUUCAGACGCCGAGUGUAGAGAGGUUUAUGGAGGAUUUGAUAAAUGAAGGGAUUGAGAGUCAGAGGGUCACUCCUCCAUCUCCUGCAGCUGUGCCUCCACCUCUAGCUGCUGUUCAUCCAGGAGAAGGGAGCAACAAGAGGGCUAAGAAGAUAGAGAGUAAGACCGAUGAUGCUAUUGCUGCUGUAGCUCAAGAACUGUGUGGAUUGAAGCCUGUCAUAUCCAAGACACUUGAUGCUCUAGGCACCAUUAUAGAAGACCGUGAGGAAGACACUGGAAAGGAAGCUGCAUUGAUGGCUGAGAUUGGGAAAAUAGAAGGCCUUGGACGCUGCCAAGUGCUAGAUGCUGCUAUGGCAUUAGUUGAGAAUGAUCGCAAGAUAAGACUUUUCUUCUCUCUUGAUAAUGAGGAGGAUCGAAAGUACUUCAUUCACAACUUACUGCGUUGA